Sesamum indicum (sesame) is the source of this 1733-nucleotide messenger RNA. It is a transcript of the gene PUB29, whose product is annotated as plant U-box 29. Gene Ontology annotation, molecular function: ubiquitin protein ligase activity. The record is from RefSeq and is a predicted model, not a curated record. NCBI's taxonomy places the organism in Eukaryota, Viridiplantae, Streptophyta, Magnoliopsida, Lamiales, Pedaliaceae. Gene Ontology annotation, biological process: protein ubiquitination.
ACACACAAAAUCCCACUACUUGAACUAUGAUAGUGGGUGGAAUUGGAAAGAAAGAAGCUUUUUCCCUUCAUUGACCACACACACACACACACACACACACGCACCAACAGAAUACUAUUACACCACAACAAAAGAAAAAAAAUAAAGGUAAAAAGAGCAAUAUUCACUGACAUCAUCCCAUCACCCCCCAUCCCAUCCUUUGACUCUUUCUUAACACCCCUUAUCUCUCUCUAUCUCCCCUCCUCCCUCCUUCCUCCACCUUCUCUCUUACUUCUCUCUCUCAAAGAGUUUUGGAGUUCCUGUGAAUUAUGGUGAAGGACGAUCUGUACGUAACUGUGCCAACUUAUUUCCGCUGUCCCAUCUCUCUGGACGUCAUGAAGUCGCCGGUGAGUUUGUGCACCGGUGUCACUUAUGACCGCAGCAGCAUCCAGCGCUGGCUUGACGGCGGGAACAACACUUGCCCCGCCACCAUGCAGGUGCUUCAUAAUAAGGAGCUUAUCCCUAAUCAUACCCUCCAGCGUCUCAUCAAAAUCUGGUCCGACUCGGUUCUGACUCGCCAGUCUGACUCGCCUCCCCCUCCGCCUGACUCGCUCACCUCUGACCAGGCCCGUGACCUCAUCCGCCAACUCGAGAAUGAUCUUCAGGGUUUGGAGAAAUCUUCGCUUUUUUGUACUUCGGUGGUCGUGACGAAUCUCUCUAGGCUUGUUUUGUUCGCCGGUGAAGCGGAGGAGAACGGGAGGUUUUUGGGGGAGGCCGGUGCCAGGAUUCUGCCGUUGCUGGUGGCUUGUAUUGGGAAAGUGAAGGAUUUGAGUUUCUUGGAGAAAAUUGUUUUGUUUUGCAAUGUCUUGAUGAAGAAUCUAGGCAAGGACGACGCCGAAGAACACGCAAAUGCAUUGAAAUCAAUGUUUGGAACGGGGAACUGUGAUUUGAAGGCGGCGAUUAUGAUGGGUCUGAAGCAAGGGAAGCUGGAGCUAAGAAUAGCAGUGGCCAGAUUCCUCGAGCUCAUGGCGGCGCGUUUGUGUUUGGAACUGCAUUCCUCUCCGAUUUCAGAGGACGACGAGAUCUACUCCGAGCUCCUGAGGUUAAUAACCACCUCUGAUCUGAACCCUGACGCCAUGGACGCCUCCCUGAGUUUCUUGACGCGAUUGGUAGUGCUAAAGAGGAACAGAGUCAAGAUGAUCCGCGCUGGAGGAGUAAAGGUGCUGACGGCGGCGCUCUCGCAGUCGGAACUCAGUGCCCCACUCUCUGAAAAAGUGCUCAAGCUACUCGAAAUGUCGUCGGGCUGCAAAGAAGGACGAAAUGAGAUCUGCACGAGCGAAACCUGCGUGCGGGCGAUAGUGAAGAAGGUUUUGAAGGUCUCGAACGCGGCGACUGAGCACGCAGUGACGGUGCUGUGGAGCCUGUGCUGUUUGUUCGGCGAGAAGAGGGCCGCUUCGGCGCUGGCGGAGAGCAACGGGAUGGCGAAGAUCCUUCUGCUGCUGCAGAGCAAUUGCUCGCCGGCGGUGAGGCAAAUGUGCCGCGAUUUGCUCAGAGUUUUCCGGUGCAGCUCCAAGAAUUCUUGCGUUUCUUGGUAUGAUACGAAGACGACUCAUAUUAUGCCCUUUUGAUCAGUAAUGUAGAGAGAGAGAGAGGGAGAGAGAUACUGUAUUUUUUUUUGUUUUGUUGGGAUUAAUGUAAAUGUAAAAGCAAUUUUGAUGAGGAAAAUAUAGGAAGAAAAAUGGAUUAAUUUUGAA